Molecule: messenger RNA, 991 nt
Organism: Trichomycterus rosablanca
Lineage: Eukaryota; Metazoa; Chordata; Actinopteri; Siluriformes; Trichomycteridae
Gene: dkk2
Product: dickkopf WNT signaling pathway inhibitor 2
Exons: 4
Coding region: 11-778 (255 amino acids)
Biological process (GO): negative regulation of canonical Wnt signaling pathway; multicellular organism development
Cellular component (GO): extracellular region
Molecular function (GO): co-receptor binding; receptor antagonist activity
Source: RefSeq, a predicted model, not a curated record
CACCGGUAGGAUGCUGCUGGCGCACUCGGGCUGCUGCUGCUGGCUGCUUGCGCUCAUCCUGACGCACACGGGAGUCAAAGCAAACAACAACCACAACUCCAACAACCACCACCACAGCAACCAUCCCAGCAAAAACAACAACAUUAAAACUGCGGUGCUGGGUGAAGCACCUACAGCCGCUUCAACCCGCACUGGAUCCGGACCUCACCACCACGCCGCGUCCAGGAAAACAAACGCGCCAAUGCAGAUGUACCAGUGCAGCAGUGAUAAAGAGUGUGAGGUGGGUAGUUACUGUCACAGCUCCCAGCACGCGCCUUCGAGAUGCCUCAACUGCCGCCGGAGGAAGAAGCGCUGCCACAGAGAUGCCAUGUGCUGCCCUGGCAACCGCUGCAGCAACUUUAUCUGCGUCUCGUUCCCCGAGAACAUUCUGACCCAUCACAUCACACCUUUAAAAGAGCACAAAAAGCUUAGCAAAGACAAAGGCUGGAAGAAGAGCGGGAAAACCCAGACCAAGCUCCCUCUCAAAGGCCACGAGGGCGACCCAUGCGUGCGUUCAUCCGACUGUUCGGAGGGCUACUGCUGCGCCCGUCACUUCUGGACCAAGAUCUGCAAGCCGGUGCUGCGCCAGGGCGAAGUCUGUACCAAGCAGCGCAAGAAAGGCACGCACAACCUGGAGAUCUUCCAGCGCUGCGACUGUGCCAAGGGUCUGGCGUGCAAGGUGUGGAAGGACGCCACGUCGUACUCCAGGUCCAGACUGCACGUGUGCCAGCGCACCUGAGAGGAUUUAGGGAGGGGCGCUGUGUAGGGAGUGAGCCGGAGAGGACUUUUUUUUUUCCAGGACUCAAAAAAUGAGAUGAAGGGAAUCAGACAGUACAGAGAGAAAAAGGAAUCUUGGCCAGUGUGUGUGUGUGUGUGUGUGUGUGUGUGUGUGUGUGUGUGUGUGUGUGUGUUUGUGCAUCCAUGUGUUUGUGGGUUUGUAAUGAGUAAUCGA